Messenger RNA from Macrosiphum euphorbiae (potato aphid), 504 nucleotides. NCBI's taxonomy places the organism in Eukaryota, Metazoa, Arthropoda, Insecta, Hemiptera, Aphididae. The record is from the annotation of a GenBank genome assembly.
AUGUUUGGCACUAUGCAAAGCUUACAUAAUUUUAUCCGAGCAUCUUCAAAACGACAUGUUGUGUUUGAAUCAACAUUGCUGGAAUUUUCGAAAAAAAGUGGUCCGUCAACAUUGAAGAUUUUAAGUGAUACCAGGUGGAGUUGUAGAGCUGAAGCAUUAAAUUCAAUUUUAUUAAAUUAUGAAGUGAUAAUCAAAAUACUUGAAGAAAUAUCCGAAACUGAUAUUUCAUGUGGCCCUGAAGCUACUUAUUCAUUAUUAAAAAAUAUUUGCGACUUUAAAUUUGUGUUUUGUUUGGUAUUUAUUAAAGAUGUUAUGACCCAUACAAAUAUAUUAUCUAAAUAUCUACAGUCUAUCAACAUGAAUUAUGCUGCUGUUAUUAGUAUGUCAACUCAAAGUAUAAAUAUUUUUAAAGAAAUGCGAUCAGAUAAAAAGUUUGAUGAAAUGUGGGAUAAAGUAAUUGAAAUAGCAAUAGAAAAUAAUAUCAAACCUCCCCAAGUACCUUGA